This is a messenger RNA of Penicillium malachiteum, 918 nucleotides long. Its product is annotated as VIT1/CCC1 transporter family protein. Gene Ontology annotation, biological process: intracellular manganese ion homeostasis. Gene Ontology annotation, cellular component: fungal-type vacuole membrane. Gene Ontology annotation, molecular function: iron ion transmembrane transporter activity; manganese ion transmembrane transporter activity. Lineage: Eukaryota; Fungi; Ascomycota; Eurotiomycetes; Eurotiales; Aspergillaceae. The record is from RefSeq and is a predicted model, not a curated record. The coding region runs from base 1 to 918 and encodes 305 amino acids. The transcript is spliced from 3 exons.
AUGGCUUUUCUCUUCCUCAAGCAGAAGCUCUUCCCCACAAAAGAGUACCAAAAGCUUCCAAGUAAACCUCUCCUAGCUCGCAUCGAAGACGAGGAAACGAUGGACCAAGACCUUGAAUCGCAGAGCGCCCGCUCUUACAACACCUUCGGACGCACUGUCAGCUAUGGCGAGUCUACCAUCAGCGGUGGCAGUGCCAGCACCCGGUCUCGCAUCAACCCACGCAUAAUUUCCGAUGCUAUUCUUGGUCUCUCGGACGGACUAACUGUUCCAUUCGCUCUAACCGCUGGACUGUCGGCACUUGGAAACACCAAGGUUGUUGUUCUCGGUGGACUUGCCGAGUUGGCAGCAGGAGCCAUCUCCAUGGGAUUGGGCGGAUACGUUGGCGCAAAGAGUGAAGUUGAAUCAUACCAAGCUACCGUUCGCGAAACCGAAGAAUUGAUCGAGAAUCAUCCCCACGAAACACGAAUCAUUGUGCACGAUCACUUCGCAUCGUACAGUCUCUCAGAAUCGGCCAUUGAAGAUAUCACCCGCAAUCUGCACGCCUCGCAGGACCGCCUCCUCGAGUUCUUGCUUGCAAACCACCACCGUGUAGCUGCGCCUGACUGCAACCAAGCCUGGAUGUCCGCUCUUACGCUAGCACUGGGCUAUUUCGUCGGAGGUUUUAUCCCGCUGAUUCCGUAUUUCAUCGCUUCCCAGGUUCUCAUUGCUUUGUACUGGAGUAUUGGUGUCAUGGGUAUUACUCUUCUCACAUUUGGAUACACCAAGACCUGUGUGGUACGUGGUUGGAGUGGUCGUGAUAAUGUUCUUGCUGCUAUCUGGGGUGGAAUCCAGAUGGUUCUUGUUGGAGGUGUGGCUGCCGGCGCGGCAAUUGGACUAGUGCGUCUGAUUGACACUGGUAAAACUGGUAAUGCCGCAUAG